AUGAAGUUCACCGCUCUGCUGUCCUUCGCUUUUGCCGGAGUGAGCUGUGCCUACUCCACGGCCUCCACGUCCUCUUUCUAUCCCGUCAAGACCGCCGGCCUCAAUGAGACCAUCUACGACGAGCUGGAGACGUACCAGCCAAAAGUCAUGAUUAUCAACAUGUUCGACUACGAGGCCGAACCUUUCCUGGAAGAGUUUGGUCUUGUGCACAACGUGACAAUCCCUGGCUUGUCGCCAAUCUACCCGGAAGUCCAUUGCAACCGCAAUUAUUCCAUCUGCGAGGUCAUCACCGGCGAGGGUGAAAUCAAUGCUGCUUCCACCAUGACCGCCCUGGCCCUGAACCCGCUGUUCGACCUCGCCGAGACCUACUUCCUGAUUGCCGGUAUCGCAGGAAUCUCUCCGGAACAAGGAACUCUCGGAGACGUGACCUUUGCUCGGUUCGCGGUCCAGAUCCUGGAGUACGAGGUCGAUGCUCGCCAGAUGCCUUCCAACUGGACCACCGGCUACUUCUCGUACGGCACCACCAACUCCACCCAAUACCCAACCGAGUGGUACGGCACUGAGAUUUUCGAGGUCAACGAGGCGUUGAGAGACCGUGCUUUGGAACUGGCCCAGAAAACCGAUCUUUUCAAUGGAACGGCCAGAAACGCAGAGUUCAGAGCUCUUUACGACUACGCCCCAGCAAACAGAACUCCAAAAGCUAUUGCCUGUGAUACCCUGACUUCUGAUACCUACUGGUUUGGAUCAGACUUCGACGAAGCUUUCAGCAACUACACCGACCUCAUCACCAACGGAACUGCCACCUACUGCACCACGCAGCAGGAGGACAAUGCCACCCUGGAGGCCCUCAUGAGAGCUGCGCAGUACGGUUUGGUCGACUUCAGCAGGAUCGUCAUCAUGAGAUCUGCCUCCGACUUCACCUACGCCAACUAUUACGACAACGAGACCACCUACUUCUUCACCCAAGUGUCUCAGGGUGGCAGUAAGGUUGCAGUCCAGAAUCUAGUGGUUGCAGGUAAGCCUUUCAUCGAGGACGUCAUUUCCGACUGGAAAACCUACCAGAACGGCACUGUCUACGCUCCAGACAACUACCUGGGUGAUGUCUUUGGAACCUUGGAGGAAACCACCUACAGAGAGUGGGGAACUGACAGCGAGUAA
Ogataea angusta is the source of this 1158-nucleotide messenger RNA. RefSeq lists its product as uncharacterized. The record is from RefSeq and is a predicted model, not a curated record. Gene Ontology annotation, molecular function: catalytic activity. Gene Ontology annotation, cellular component: endoplasmic reticulum. The coding region runs from base 1 to 1158 and encodes 385 amino acids. The transcript has a single exon. Lineage: Eukaryota; Fungi; Ascomycota; Pichiomycetes; Pichiales; Pichiaceae. Gene Ontology annotation, biological process: transmembrane transport; nucleoside metabolic process.